AUGUCUGCCGAAGAUACCAAACCAACCAAAGACGCCGAGGUCACUGCAGGUGAUGCUCUCAAGCCUCCUACCGCCAACGUCUUUCUGAUGUUCGGCGCCAAGAAGGAGAAGAAGCCUGAGGCCGAAGAAGAGAAAGAAGCACCAAAGGACACCAAGGAGGCUGCCGAUGCCGACGAGGAGAAGGCUGUCGAGGAGGAGGCCGAUGUCCACUUCGAGCCAUUGGUUCACUUGGAGAAAGUCGACGUGAAGACCAACGAAGAAGAGGAGGAGGUGUUGUUUAAAAUCAGAGCCAAGUUGUUCCGUUUCCACAGCGACUCCAAGGAGUGGAAAGAGCGUGGAACUGGUGACGUCAAGUUCUUGAAGCACAAGACCUCGGGCAAGACCAGAAUCUUGAUGAGAAGAGACAAGACCUUGAAGAUUUGUGCCAACCACUUGGUGCAACCAGACUACGAAUUGAAGCCAAAUAUCGGUUCCGACAGAUCUUGGGUGUACAGUGUGACUGCUGAUAUUUCCGAGGGUGAGCCUGAGGCCCAGACCUUGGCCAUUCGUUUCGGUAACAAGGAGAAUGCUGACAAGUUCAAGGAGUACUUUGACAAGGCCAAGGAGGGUAAGUAA
Messenger RNA from Australozyma saopauloensis, 615 nucleotides. RefSeq names its product Ran GTPase-binding protein (gene YRB1). The record is from RefSeq and is a predicted model, not a curated record. Gene Ontology annotation, biological process: NLS-bearing protein import into nucleus. Bases 1 to 615 code for a protein of 204 amino acids. Gene Ontology annotation, cellular component: cytoplasm; nuclear pore. Gene Ontology annotation, molecular function: GTPase activator activity. The transcript has a single exon. Lineage: Eukaryota; Fungi; Ascomycota; Pichiomycetes; Serinales; Metschnikowiaceae.